UGAAGCUGAUUUUGAAUAUCCGAAUUAGUUGUAGGCAUAAUAAUAAUAGUCGACUGAGGAGAACUAAUAUUAAUACCAAACGAAUUAAGCAGAGGAAGGAUAUUAGAUUGAGAUGAAUCACUAGGUUGAUUUUGUUGCGGAAGUGAAACGUUAUUGGACGUGGAUUGCUGCUGAUUGUUAUUAUGAGGAAUAUUGUUUGAAUCGUGAUGAUUAUUAUCAUUAGAAAUAGUAACGUUAUUGUUUGACGUGGGUUGUUGAUAAUUGUUAUCAGGAGUAAUAGUAGUGUUGUUAGGAAUGCCGGGUUGAUGAGUAUGUUGAUAUUGUUGCUGAUGAUUAUGAUUAGGCGAAGCGACAUUGGUGUUGUUGUUCAACAUGGAUUGUUGUUGAGAUUGUUGAUCAAAAAUCGCAUUAUUAACAUUAUUACUAUAUGUGGCAUGCGUAUAUGUAUCGUAUGUAUCGUAUGCCUGCGUAGCAGUUGUUGUUUGCAAAUUAGAUUCGUGGACAUUGCUAUUAAAAUUGUUUGGUGAUGAAUUAUUAAUAUUCAUAGUUUUCUUUUUGCUAUCGAGUUAUAUUGAUAUAAAAUAAAUGAGGUAUCAAUUUUUCAGAACGAAUUAUUGCUUCCAGAGUUUG
Messenger RNA from Rhizophagus irregularis DAOM 181602=DAOM 197198, 630 nucleotides. The record is from RefSeq and is a predicted model, not a curated record. NCBI's taxonomy places the organism in Eukaryota, Fungi, Glomeromycota, Glomeromycetes, Glomerales, Glomeraceae.